Messenger RNA from Corylus avellana, 1822 nucleotides. RefSeq names its product cytochrome P450 CYP72A616. Lineage: Eukaryota; Viridiplantae; Streptophyta; Magnoliopsida; Fagales; Betulaceae. Gene Ontology annotation, molecular function: iron ion binding; oxidoreductase activity, acting on paired donors, with incorporation or reduction of molecular oxygen; heme binding. The record is from RefSeq and is a predicted model, not a curated record.
CCAAUCAAUCAGAGGAAAAAUAGAAAGAAAAAGGAAAAUAAUGGGAGGUUCCUAUAAUUCCUUGAAAAGUGGCCAAGUCCUGAAGGCUGAAGCCUUAUAAAUAUCCUCGAACACUCCUCUAACAAAAGCACAAGCCUUUGAUUCUAACUUGAGAGCUAAGAACUCGAAGAAGAUGGAAGAUUACAACAUUUUCAAAAACCUAGCAAUCUCCUCUGCUUUACUGAUUCUCUGUGCAGUUAUCAGAGUUGUUUACACCAUUUGGUGGAGACCCAAAAGCCUUGAGAAGCAACUGAGGCAGCAGGGAAUCAAAGGCACCUCCUACAAGCUUUUGCAUGGUGACAUGAAAGAGAUUAAGAAGUCCACCAUACAAGCAUUGUCCAAACCCAUGACCCUAAACCAUCGGAUUGCUCCACGUGUCUUACCAUUCUUUCAUGAAAUGGUUCAAAAAUAUGGAAAAGUUUGUCUGAGUUGGAUUGAAACAAGACCAAGGCUGAUAAUCGGGGACCCGGAGUUAAUCAGGUUGAUAUUAGCAGACAAGAAUGAUGAGUUCGUUUCUCCGCCAUUGAAUCCUCUAGUGAAAAUUCUCCAACAGGGAGUGGCAACCUUGCAAGGAGAACGAUGGGCCAAGCGCAGAAGGCUCAUCACACCCGCUUUCCAUUUUGAAAAGUUGAAGAGAAUGGUGCCAGCAUUUUCAACGAGCUGUGUUGGGAUGAUUGACAGAUGGAAGAAAAUGAUUGGUCCCGAAGGAUCAAGUGAAAUAGACGUUGCACAGGAAUUUCAAAAUCUUGCCGGGGAUGUUAUUGCUCGAACAGCCUUUGGAAGCAGCUAUGAAGAGGGAAAAAGGAUAUUUGAACUGCAGAAAGAGCAAGGUGUAUUGGUGAUUGAAGCCUACACCAACAUUUACAUCCCUGGUUUCAGAUUCUUACCCACAAAGAAGAACAAAAGGAGAUAUGAGAUAGAUAAGGAGAUCAAAUCAAUGUUAAGGAAAAUGAUCGCCGGAAAAGAGCAGGCAAUGCGAAACGGAGAGUUUGGCGACAAUGAUUUACUGGGCCUACUGUUGCAAUGCAAGGAAGAGUCUGAUAGUGGUAUGACAAUCGAUGAUGUAAUAGAGGAGUGCAAGCUGUUCUACUUCGCCGGCCAAGAGACCACGGCGGGCUUGCUGACGUGGACAAUGAUUGUCUUGUCUAUGCAUCCCGAUUGGCAACAAAAGGCAAGAGACGAGGUUCUUCAAAUCUGUGCCAAGAGACCACUUGAUUCUGAAGCUAUAAAUCAACUCAAGAUUGUACAAAUGAUAUUGUAUGAAGUGUUGCGUUUAUACCCACCUCUCACUUGUCUCUAUCGACACACUCGGCAAAGAACAAAUAUUGGAGGCUUCUCCAUUCCGGCCGGGGUUGACUUGACCUUGCCAAUAUUGUUUCUCCACGAUGAUCCAAACUAUUGGGGCAAAGAUGUUGAGAAAUUCAAGCCUGAGAGAUUUUCUGAAGGGGUUCGGAAAGCUUCAAAGGAUGAUCAAAAUGCCUUCUAUCCCUUUGGUUGGGGCCCAAGAAUAUGUCUUGGCCAAAAUUUCACCAUGAUUGAAGCAAAGUUGGCUCUUGCAAUGAUUCUUCGAGAUUUUUCCUUUCAACUCUCACCCUCUUACACUCAUGCUCCUUGUUCUCUCAUUAGUCUUCAGCCACAAUAUGGGGCUCCAAUCAUCGUACACCGAAUCUAAUUAAGUGUUUCUAUUGGUCAUGUUUGUGUUCUGUUUCAUGCUUAUGUCUGUUUUGUUCAGUCAAGUCUGUUGGUUGUGUUCUAUUACAAUUCAAUAAGGUGAUGUAACGAA